Messenger RNA from Nycticebus coucang (slow loris), 732 nucleotides. Its product is annotated as 60S ribosomal protein L23a-like. Gene Ontology annotation, molecular function: structural constituent of ribosome. The transcript has a single exon. The coding region runs from base 156 to 650 and encodes 164 amino acids. Gene Ontology annotation, biological process: ribosomal large subunit assembly; translation. Gene Ontology annotation, cellular component: cytosolic large ribosomal subunit; ribosome. The record is from RefSeq and is a predicted model, not a curated record. Lineage: Eukaryota; Metazoa; Chordata; Mammalia; Primates; Lorisidae.
UUUUGUGUGUGUGAUACCUUUAUCUGGUUUUGGGGAUCAAAGUAAUAUUGAUAAAUUAUACGGGGACAUGCUCCCUUUCUCUCUCUUUUCUGAAAAAGUUUGGCUAGAAUUGCAAUUAUUUCUCCUUUCUGGGAAGGUUUAGCUAUGGUUUUUAAAUGAGAAGGAUCUUUUUUCACAAGAUGGCGCCGAAAGCAAAGAAGGAAGCUCCUGCCCCUCCCAAAGCGGAAGCCAAAGCAAAGGCAUUGAAGGCCAAGAAGGCAGUGCUAAAAGGCAUCCACAGCCACAAAAAAAAGAAGAUCCAUACACAACCCACCUUCCGGCGGCCAAAGACUCUGAGACUCCGGAGGCAGCCCAAAUAUCCUCGGAAGAGCGCCCCCAGGAGAAACAAGCUUGACCACUAUGCCAUCAUUAAGUUCCCCCUGACCACUGAGUCUGCCAUGAAGAAGACAGAAGACAACAACACACUUGUGUUCAUUAUGGAAGUCAAAGCCAACAAGCACCAGAUCAAACAGGCUGUGAAGAAGCUUUAUGACAUUGAUGUGGCCAAGGUCAACACCCUGAUCAGGCCUGAUGGUGAGAAGAAGGCAUGUGUUCGACUGGCUCCUGAUUAUGAUGCUUUGGAUGUUGCCAACAAAAUUGGGAUCAUCUAAACCAAGUCCAGCUGGCCAAUUCUAAAUAUAUAACUUUUCACCAUAAAAAAAUAAAUAAAUAAAUGAGAAGGAGACUGCACCC